AUCUAAGCUGCUAACUGGCUUUGUCUGCAACUGCAAGCAGAAUAUAUAUCUUACCGAUUAUAAAUUGAAAAUGUUAGUAAGAUAAUUCACUCAUUGCCCAUCAAAGUAUUAUCAUUCCUACCAAAAGUCAAUGACACGCGCUUUUAAUUAAAAAGAGCCGCCAUCCCUGCCUGCCUUUCAAUUCAAAGUGCUCUUCAAUUUUUAUUUCUAUUGACAUCGGAAUUUUCCUUUUUUUUUUUUUGUAUUAUUGAGAGAGAAAGAAAGAGGAUUUUAGAAACAUGAAUGUGGGGAAACCUCCCACUUCUCGGGAUCCAGAUGCUGGUGCCGGAGAAGACGAUAAGUCCGGUGUGGUCAGAACUUAUCAAGCCUGGAAAGGCAGUAAUAUAUUUUUGCUUCAGGGAAGGCUUAUAUUUGGACCUGAUGUCAGAUAUCUCUUUCUUACCAUCUUCUUAAUAGUUGUCCCUGUUACCAUUUUUUGUGUUUUUGUUGCAAGAAAAUUGAUGGAUGAUUUUCCGCAUGACUUGGGAAUAUCAAUAAUGGUCAUUGUUGUUGCAUUCACAUUAUUUGAUUUAAUUCUUCUUCUACUAACCUCAGGAAGAGAUCCUGGUAUGAUACCUCGUAAUGCUCACCCUCCCGAGCUGGAAGGUUAUGAAGUAAAUACUGAAGUUGGGCCUGGCCAAACUCCUCAGUUACAGUUGCCUCGCACAAAGGAUGUGGUUGUAAAUGGAAUUGUUGUGAAGAUCAAAUACUGUGACACCUGCAGGCUUUAUAGACCUCCUCGCUGCUCUCAUUGUUCUAUAUGCAAUAAUUGUGUGGAAAAAUUUGACCAUCACUGCCCCUGGGUUGGCCAGUGUAUUGGAUUGCGCAAUUAUCGGUUCUUCUUCAUGUUUGUCUUCUCUACAACCAUUCUUUGCUUGUAUGUACAUGCUUUUUGUUGGGUCUAUAUCACAAAGAUCAUGAAUGGAGAGAGGAUAUCAUUAUGGAAAGCAAUGACUAAGACUCCUGCCUCCAUUGCGCUCUUAAUCUACACUUUCAUUUCAGUCUGGUUUGUUGGUGGUCUUACCAUCUUCCAUUCAUAUCUGAUUAGUACAAACCAAUCAACGUAUGAAAACUUCAGAUAUCGAUAUGACAGAAAUGCCAACCCUUACAACAAAGGGAUCAUUGAGAACUUCAAGGAAGUUUUCUUCACCAGCAUUCCCCCAUCUAAGAACAAUUUUAGAGCAAAAAUUUUAAAGGAGCCAGCAAUUCAAUCUAGAAGAGUGAGCAGUGGAUUUGUAAGUCCUAACAUUAGGAAACCUGUUACUGCUAGUGACAUAGAGAUGGGAAGGAAGCCAGUUUGGGAAGGCGUAGAAGGAGAGUCAGAUGAUAAUGGAAGGAGGGAUAACAAUGCUGAUGGUCUACAUAAGCUCAGUGGAUCUUCUGAUAUUUCCCCUGAUUUAAGUAGGAUCCUUCCACCAGGUAGCAUUGAAGGUCUAGGUAUCUCACAUCCAAGGCGUUCUAGUUGGGGAAGGAAAAGUGGAAGCUGGGAAAUAUCAUCGGAAUCCGUUGCUUCUGCAGUUGGAGAAUCAAAGCAGGUGACUGAUGGCUGCAAUGGCAACUUGACAGGCCAGACUCAACAAUCUCAGACAAAUUUCAAAAUGUAAAUAAACAGAAGAAAAGAAAAAAAUCAUUACACAAGAAAGAGAAAAGAUUGAUUUUGAGUUGAUUGGAACAAAUACUCUAAGCUGGUUCACAUUGUUGAACUGUCUAGUAUGUUAUCAAGGUGUGUUUUUAUGAAAUGUGGGGUUUUGUGGCCAUCAUCACAGUGCUUCCAAAACAUUGUGUGCCACACUCACUAUGAGAUUCUUCGCUUUUUGAUUCCAAUGUCUACUUUAUUUGUAUGAUUUCAGCAUAGAUUUGAUGGCUUUGAGGCCUGCCUUGCGUAAUAUAUAUUUGUCAUUUCUUUGACACUAAA
Mangifera indica (mango) is the source of this 1954-nucleotide messenger RNA. Its product is annotated as probable protein S-acyltransferase 7. Gene Ontology annotation, cellular component: Golgi apparatus; endoplasmic reticulum. Gene Ontology annotation, biological process: peptidyl-L-cysteine S-palmitoylation; protein targeting to membrane. The transcript is spliced from 5 exons. The coding region runs from base 279 to 1643 and encodes 454 amino acids. Lineage: Eukaryota; Viridiplantae; Streptophyta; Magnoliopsida; Sapindales; Anacardiaceae. Gene Ontology annotation, molecular function: protein-cysteine S-palmitoyltransferase activity. The record is from RefSeq and is a predicted model, not a curated record.